Molecule: messenger RNA, 1486 nt
Organism: Chara braunii
Lineage: Eukaryota; Viridiplantae; Streptophyta; Charophyceae; Charales; Characeae
Source: the annotation of a GenBank genome assembly
AUGAGAUGAAGGAGUUGGCAGAAGAGGUGCUCGGGCACAUAAGGAGCGUGGUAGGGGUGAGUGAAUUUGUCACCAUCUACAACAGUGUUAGGCAGUCGGUGAAAGUUCGGAGGGAUAAGCGCAAACAAGUACAAGCUAUCGAAAAACUAGUCGCGCCAGAAGCGGCAGCCAGGCGGAAGAUCAAGCUGGGCGUGAAAAAGCAGGAGCGUAAGAAACGAAAGAUUGACGAGCACCGGCGGCACCGAGCUGGCCAUAGGAUGGUCAACCAAGGUCAGAGGAGAGGACAAGAUCUGUGAGCUAUGCAAUCUUCUUCUUUUUCGCCCUCUUUUUUCUUCUUUUUUUUGGACACUUUUUUUUUGGGUGGUAGAUAAGUUUAGCUGGAAAAAGGUUGGAGGCCCAAUGUGGUUUGAACCUCGUGCCAAUAGUACCAAUACCGCCCUCUGUGUUGUGCGUUUAGCUUCAGGGACAUGGGUUAUGCGUCUUAUGACCACCACCACACUAGGACUUCUCGACCUGAAGCUGGGCGUUAUUCCGGCUAAAUUCGUCAGGAAAAGUCCGAGUGUCUGUAUGCUAUUAGAGUUACAGGCAGGGGGGACAUGGGUUAUGCCCACCACACUAGGACUUCUCGAACCGAAUCUGACCGAUAUUCUAGCUAAAUUCAUCUGGGAAAGUCCAAGUGUCCGACUAAAUUCAUCGGGGAAAGUCCAAGUGUCUGUUCUGUAUGCUGUUAGAGUUACAGGCAGGGGGAACAUGGGUUAUGCACACCACACUAGGACUUCUCGAACCGAAUCUGACCGAUAUUCUAGCUAAAUUCAUCCGGGAAAGUCCAAGUGUCUGUAUGCUAUUAGAGUUACAGGCAGGCUAGGCGAUGAGGAUAGGAACUUUCCAAGAAUAGGAAGAGAGUGAAAAGCAGGCGUUGCAUACGUUAGGAUUUUUUUUUUCGCCCUUCUAUAUAGGAAUUUUAUUUCCCCGUAAGUAAUGCUCGGCUGCCAGUGUGGGAAGGUUGACUGGUCCCACGCGUACAGUGGAACUCAGCAGGUACCACACUUCACCAACAUAUUGAACCUGGUCCAUAUUACAGUGAAUAUGAAGGACCAGCAUUUUGAACCUGGUCCGGGCUGUGAUCAUGGAGGGCCACCUCCACGGCUCAUAUUGUUAAGGACCAGCUCAUGCAGUGUGUGACCGCUGCUGACCCACAUUCAUUAGGGCACAGGAAGAGUUCUGAAGUGCUGGUUGUUGCGGCUUUUCUUUUUCUUUUUCUUUUCCCCCCUUGUUGUUAAUGUUUCUUUUCCUGCGGGAAAGAGUAUUGAUUGGCGGUCCAGCGGGUAUUUGUGUGAGAUGAGUUUUCAGAAGACUGGCAUUUUCCAUCAUUGAGUGUCAUCUCGUCGAGGUUGCAGGUUUCUGCUGGCUAGAAGACUUGUAUGUAAUCUAGCUUCUGAUAAUGGAAUUCUCCCAAGAUGGUAAUUGAUAAAAUCACAGUUUUGUU